GUCCUCGUUACCCUCGUGAUGAGAGACGCGGAGGCGACUACCGCUCGCCUGAUCUGCAACGGUAUCAUGGAGAGAGGUGGGGAAGCGAGACGCGCUCGCCCGACUGGCACAGGCAACAUGGAGAAAGCCGGGGAGGCGGAUACGGCUCGCAGCUUUGGCAACAGAGCAGGGAUGAGGGGCGCGGCGGAGGGUAUCACUCACCUGAUCGGUACUGGCAGCAUGACGGAAGACGUACCAGUGAGGGAGGACGGGAUCAACGCAACAGCAGAGAGGAAGGCAGCGGGCUGA
Messenger RNA from Closterium sp. Naga37s-1, 288 nucleotides. The record is from the annotation of a GenBank genome assembly. NCBI's taxonomy places the organism in Eukaryota, Viridiplantae, Streptophyta, Zygnematophyceae, Desmidiales, Closteriaceae.